Molecule: messenger RNA, 8274 nt
Organism: Pecten maximus
Lineage: Eukaryota; Metazoa; Mollusca; Bivalvia; Pectinida; Pectinidae
Product: arrestin domain-containing protein 4-like
Exons: 10
Coding region: 673-1749 (358 amino acids)
Biological process (GO): protein transport
Cellular component (GO): cytoplasm
Source: RefSeq, a predicted model, not a curated record
AGAGUGUUUCGGACGGUUCAACAUAAUACAGCGGGGUGUAUGGGGUCCUUCCCGGGGGUGACAGUCCGACCCUAGGGACGUUUAUACAUGUUUGACAUGGGUUGUCGACAGCGAGGAGAUUGGCGAGUCUACACAUAACACAUGUUGACGUCGCCAAUGUGAAAGUAGGACAGUCACCACCCACACAUCUACAUGUGUCGCUUAUCGCAAUGUGACCGAUAUUUCGUUCAAUCACAGACCUUGGCGCUCAUUUCGAUAAAAUACACAAACUGAAGGCAGACAUUUUAGAGACACGUGUGGACUAAAAUCCGUUCUGGAGAAAUCUUAAGAAGGACAUGUUAUUUUCACGGAGCUGUUCCGGGGAGUGUGCCAUGUUCAUUGUCCAAAUGAAGAUUCAUUUCUCCGUGUGAUUAAACGGCUGGAACUGAAAGAGAACUCCAACCAGUUGAAGUGGCCCAACUCAAACCUAUCGCAUCACCUCCACUUCCUGGUUCUAGUUAUAGAAUUACAGAUUGAAGUGACCAGAAACCCUGUAUCCAGUGUGAGCACAAAGUAGUCAUCUGGUUGCCCUGACCAGUGGCUAGUGUGUGGAUGGACCAAUCGGCAGUCUUCUACCUUAUGAUACCAUUAGCCUUGGUAACACUGUCAUGAUUAAGAUCUGACUGAUUAAAGAUGGAAAGGCUGGAAAAGUUUCAGAUAAUUUUCAACAACCCCACGGCCACCUAUUCUGCUGGGGAGACUGUGUAUGGGUAUGGAUGGGUGGUAGUCAAAGACCCAGUAUUUGUGGAAACGGUUUGCAUGGAAGCUGUGGGAGAAGCGAAGGUUGAGUGGAUGACCUCCAGUGACAUACAGGCAUCAGAUGAAGAAGUGUUUAAUUACACAACCAUCCUCCCCAUCAAAGGUGAGAAGGACAUGAAAGAUGGCGCCUUUCUUCAUCCAGGCUCACAUUAUUUCCCUUUUGAGUUUACAUUACCACAAAGACUCCCCUCGUCAUUCAAGGGCAAACAUGGCCGACUUCGCUACUUUGUUAAGAUGACAAUCUGUACAGCAGGAGGACCCCACCCUACACGUACCAGUAAAUUCGCUGUCAUGGGUGCCCUUGACCUUAACGCUGAACCUGAUGCAGCGCUUCCGGUAGAAAACGACACAUUUGAGGCAGUAGGGUCUUGGUGCUGUGUUGCUGGUACUGUAACCGCAGCCAUCAAACUGGAACGAAAAGGUUUCGUCAUGAAGGAGGCAAUUCCUGUCUGGGCGGAGAUAAAGAACCUCAGUACUCGCAGAAUUAAAUCUACACAAGUGUCCCUCAUACAGAAUGUAACCUACUAUUCGUAUAGAGGGCGCUUCUCAGAGUCAACGACCAUGGUUACGGUACACAAAGGUGGCAUUGCCCCUCGUGGUAAACAGACAUGGCAGAAAGAGUUACUAAGCAUUCCAACAGUACCAGCAUCUCACCUACGGGGCUGUAAAAUUAUAGAUGUACAAUACAGUAUAGAGCUGUGUAUCAAACCCUCAGGAUUUGCCAAGAAAGUUCGCCUGCCAGUGGAUAUUGUGAUAGGUACCGUGUCUAUUGAGGAUACACAGUGCCACAAGGCAUCCUAUCACCCGCUUCCUUCCAUCGUCAGUGACAACAGUUUCCCGUACCCAUUCUUCGAGACACCGUCGGAUCAAGUGUAUCUGACAGACAUUUCAUAUCACCAACACAUGCUGCCGACAGCCCCGCCUUGGGAAAGUGACGAUGAUAUUCCCUGAUAUGCUCAGUAACAAUCACCCACAGGGAUUUUAAUCACGUAACCUAUCGUCGAUGGAAGCAAAUCUCAUUUCGUUGUCUCGACGACAGACCUAAAUAUCAUUGUCAAACAACACUUUUCAUUGGACAGAAGAUAUCUGCAUUUGACUAAUCAAUGCUCAAUGAGGGUUAUGGAACCGGGAAUUGUGUGAAGUGUGAGAAAUGAAUUUGUGAAUGAAACAGGUCACCUGACCUGUCAUGUGACCAGGGGUUGAGGACUAUCAUGAGGACCUAAAGAUUUAAAGUGAAUGAUAGGUGUCGAAAGUUUGAUGAAUGGGAAAAAAUGGAGGGAGAAUACAAGAAUUACACCAUUGCUGAUAAAGACUUCAUCCCGGCAACAACUUUUUUGAAGCUGACCUAGGGAAAUAUUCCAGUUUUGGAGACUUUAUUUUGAAAACAAAUUUUGUUGUUGGUCCAAUGAAGAUGUAACCUUCAUUUUACCUUGGAUAAGAUGUUAUGUCACUAUGGAGGAAGCUAUAGUUAUACAUAUAGCUACAUUGAAGCGGAAUGCUGAAAGACAACUUCAUAAAAGUUUGCCAUUGCCCGAGAAAAGUUGUAACCUUGGAAUUUGUGGAAGUUAUCACACACGUUUGUGGAUGUAUUGAAAUCAGAGUUACAUGUGUGUUUGUUUCCAUGGUAACAUGCAUAAUUGUUGUCAUUUGUCAGCCAUUGCAGACUCAUUUGUAGAAUCUAAAUGUAGAAAGUGUAGAUAUUAUUACUAUAUUCAUCUGAAAAUAAGUCCCUGUCAAAAAGUUUGCCUUUGUAAAUUUAAUAAAGUUUUCAAUUUGUGUUCACACAUGAUGUUCGCAAUUAAGCUCCCCUUCAGAACUAAAAUUUUGGCACAAGGGGAUUGGCUUAUUUCAUAAUGAAUACAGUAAUAAUAUUAUUAGGUUUAGUAACAAGUUCUACACCUACAGCUCUCUGUUUGAGGAUGACUACCUGGUACCGUAAAUCUCUGUUUGAGGAUGACUACCUGGUACCGUAAAUCUCUGUUUGAGGAUGACUACCUGGUACCGUAAAUCUCUGAUACUUUAUCUUACCUACGGGUAUAUUUUGACUGCUGUUUUGUUUAGAAAUGGAUACAAUGUAAUAUACACAAACAUCUUUAAAUGUCCAUAAGGGUUUGACACCAAGAUCCAUAGGUUCACAAUAUAUAAUCCAAAUCAAUUUAGAAUCUGACAGAAAUAACUCUCCAUCACUGUGUAAAUAUAUUUUUAUUAUUUUUUAUACUUCUUUGAUGAUUUUUAGGUAAUAGUGUAAUAAAAUUUUGAUAAGAAAUUUCUAUUUUGAGCCAUUUACUCUCAAAUACUCCUGUCUGUCAUCAUCUGUUGAUUUUGGUUUGUGUUAUUACAAGGCUCAUAAGUUCCAUCCGGGCUAAUUAACUGUUAUACAAAAAAAAAGUUGUUUACUAACUCCCAUCUUCAUAAUAACUAUAAACAAAAGUUUGUCUAUGUAAUUUAUCUUCUCAGAUUUGGAAACUAUUACUAGGGAUAAAAAUAAUUUUGUUCACAAUCAAAUUAGAAAAGAUUCUAUUAGAAAAUUUGAUAUGAUAAAUUAUUAGACUUACUAAACUAAAUCUAGCUAUUAUAAGUAAAGAUUUUCAAUAUGUACAAUAUAAGAGUGAAAAUAUUAUGCAAAUAUCCUUGUUAAUUAAUAUUGUACACGAUCUGAGGUGAAUUUCAGUACACCUGUACUGGAAGUCUUCUCUCGGGUGUCGGGGAUGGAUACAUGAAUUAGCCGCCACGGUAUAUAUAUACAUGUAUAUAUAUAUAUAUAUAUAAACCUAUAAGCUUGUGAAUGUUAAAUCAUCCAUAACUUUAAUACACCUGUGAAAGCCUCUAGCGGGCAAUAAUAAUAAAUUCUGAAAACAGAUUGUUUUAAUACCCUGACCUUGAUUCAGCUUAGUCAUUAAACUCUGACUAUAGGACACAGGUGUAAAUGUUCAGCAUCCGUAUCAGAUAUCAGUAUUCAUGUAAAUGUUCAGCAUCCGUAUCUGUAUCAGAUAUCAGUAUUCAUUGAUAUUUCUGGGAAUGGGAAAAAAGACAAAUAUGCUACUUGAGAAUAAAGAGCUGUCCAUAGUUUAAGAUGAUAAGUAUUUUCCUGAAACUACUGUAAACAUUAUAGUACAAAUUCUGCUGGUAUAUUGUUGUCUUUUCAGACAUAACUCAUUCAUGUAUAAUAGUGUUUAAUAGUGUCAAAAUAUUCCAAGUGCUAAAUGUAUCAAACACAGUAAAUUACAAAGUGCUAAAUGUGCUAUGUCCAGCAAAUUAUUGUACAUGUAAUAUAAUGUGAAAUGAACGGGUGAUGUUAAUGUCUGUUUGAACUACUACAUCAAGGUAUUAUAAUGUCAUUUAGUGCUAAAUAUACAAGGUAGUGUUUAUAAUGUCAAAGCAAGAGUGCUAAUUAUGUGAUCUUGAAUUUAUAGAUUUAUAGAAUUUAGUUUUUUGUGAUUUUGUUUUAACAUUAAAUAUGAAAAGAAAUGCUAAUAUGAUGCUAUUUCUUGCUAAACUAUGGCAUAUAUGCAUACAAAAAACUAAUUAGUGCUAAAUGUUUAUACUUAAUGAGGAUAAGUAAUAACUUAUAAUGUAAGUGUUGUGUGUACCAGGUCUCCAUAAACCGGUGUUUAAUCAUUCUGACACGUUAUCUAUAAAUCCUGUAAGAGGAUUUGUGUGUUACCAUAUUAAUCCUGUAAUAAGCCCGGGCGGACAACACACUCAGGAAUAUAAUCCAAGCUGGAGUAUUACAAAACAGAAUCAGCACUUGUUUAUAAUUCUAUAGAAUAGCAAAAGAUAUGGGCUGGCUUAUUACAGGAUAAAUAUGAUAUUUAGGAUUUGAUCAAUUAAAUGUCAUUGUCAUGGUCUACCAUUGCACAGUUACACAGACGUGUGUUGUAAAUGUAAUGUAAUGUAAACUUUAUAUUUACAACAAUUGCAAAACAAGAUAUCUCAACAGUAUAGGGACAGGUCUUCAAUAUAAUUACGUAUCUUAAGUCAUGUAGUUAAAAAAUGUUCUGAUGUUUUAUGAGGCAUUCUUUAAAUAUAUCCAGAUGUAUAUCACGAGAGACAAAAUGUUGUUUACAGGUAAACAUAUGACACCUGGGUAAACACAUGACACCUGGGUAAACACAUGACACCUGGCUAAACACAUGACACCUUGGUAAACACAUGACACCUGGGUAAACAUAUGACACCUGGGUAAACACAUAACACAUGGGUAAACACAUGACACCUGGGUAAACACAUAACACAUGGGUAAACACAUCACACCUGGGUAAACAUAUGACACCUGGGUAAACACAUCACACCUGGGUAAACACAUAACACAUGGGUAAACACAUGACACCUGGGUAAACACAUAACACAUGGGUAAACACAUCACACCUGGGUAAACAUAUGACACCUGGGUAAACAUAUGACACCUGGGUAAACAUAUGACACCUGGGUAAACAUAUGACACCUGGGUAAACACAUGACACCUGGGUAAACACAUGACACCUGGGUAAACACAUCACACCUGGGUAAACAUAUGACACCUGGGUAAACACAUGACACCUGGGUAAACAUAUGACACCUGGGAAAACAUAUGACACCUGGGUAAACAUAUGACACCUGGGAAAACAUAUGACACCUGGGUAAACACAUGACACCUGGCUAAACACAUGACACCUGGCUAAACACAUGACACCUGGCUAAACACAUGACACCUGGCUUAACACAUGACACCUGGCUGUGGUUUGUGUUGUAGGUUUUCUCUGUAGUGUAUGAUUAUUUAUCAAAUACAUUUCACUUUUUUUAACAGCUUGUCUGCUUAAGUGUAUAUUGUAUACAACAGAUAUAAAAAAAAUUGUUUUUCAAAUCUCAAGACAUUACUCUCAUUCGCGUAUAUAGGCGGUACCUAUGCUGUAUGUUAACUACAAACCUCAGAAAACGUUUCUAUUUUCUGGGAUUGGUUCAUGUGAAACAGCAUCUGAUUGGCUGAUUUAGUUGUGCGAGUCCUUAAGUAAAGGACACAACUUUUAUCCUACAAACAAAUUGUCAUAGAAAAUGAAUCUACUUGUUAAUGUAAUCAUGUUGUGUCCACUCAGGAAAUGCUUUCAUCCAAUCAAAAUCAAGAUCCCAUUCUUCCAUAUGUGUUGUUCCAUGUACCAUUAAUACCCUGUGAAAAUCAUAAGGAGUUAAAUAAUAUUUUCAUUGAACUGCAAUGUACGUGGGUGGGCUGAUUAGCAGGGCGGAUAAAUAUGGUUAUCAAUCAUGCCAUUACCCUUUAGCCAUUGUACAUUUGUCAGUAGAUUCUUGAACUCAGUAAAUCCUUCCAUUAUACUAACAUAUCAUUCUUCCAGAUGUAUUUCAUAUGUUUAUUAGUCACAUUGAUUGUAACCUGUGGUCAUUUUCACUCAACCAUGUGUAGCUAUAGGUUUUUGUGCAAUAACCACUUAUGAGACCAAUAUCGUCCCUGUUAAUUUUGUCUUGUAUGAAAUUACAGAACCCAAACAACUAUAGUCCAGACCAAAGACUGUCCAUUAGUGUUGUGUGGAGUUAUAGACCAAUAAAUUUCCAGGAAGCUGACCAAGUCCUUGGGCAAGACCCUUAAUCCCUGCUAACAAACAUUGUAGCAUGCAUUAUAUCUCCUGUAUGAUGUUAUGUUUGGUAGCCACCAGCUACUACAAGGUAACUCUGCCUCAAACUGAUCAUACAUCUCUGAACUGGUUAGUUACUUACAGAUUAGAAUUAUGCUGUCAACAGUAAUCUCAGAAAACAAGAUUCCACAGUGGUUACCUCAAGUUUUGCCAGGUUUUUUUUUGUAACAUUGGACCAAGUAGGAGCCCAUGUUAUCCCGUAGCUCAUGAUUAUAUGUUCCUUUAAAAAUAUUGUUUUGUCUACCAGGCGUAGAGGUUAAUUUGCUGGAGCUGUUGACCAUUGGGCCAACCCUAUUAUCUAUUAUUUUAUCCUUGACAUUUGAAAAAAACUGAUGCUGAGAGAAAUUUCUUUAAGAAAAGUUCUGUGAAAUAUAAGUAUUUAGUUUAUACAACUGUAGAUAUAUAUAUAUAUAUUUUAUGCUUCUUCUGUGAUAGUAUCAAAAUGUUUAUCUGUUUCAUAAUUAUAUUGUACCGGUAUUGCCAAAAAUUGUAGAAAGUAUAGAACGCAUUAACUAUGUGAUUGAGUUUUAAAUGACAACACGAUGAUUUAGGUAUGUUAUGUGUUUUUGUAGUUCUCUUUGUCAUAAUUAAACAAUUUUAACAGUCUUUCAAUUAUCAAUUGAGCACCAAAUUUUGAACAUUGUAAUGUUCCAUGUAUAAGUAAUUAUACACUAGUCAGAUAUGCCAUUAAUUGAUAAUUUAGAAAUAUAUUAAACAGUGUAGGUUUUAAUUAAAAUUAAUUAUUUAGUUAACUCCUAUAUUCCUGAUAACUUCAAAACAAUAAUAUGAAAUAUAAACGGGAAGGAACACAUUCCUCAAGUGAUAAUGAGCUGGAAGAUUUUUGAAUUCAUAUCACCAUGAAAAGAAUUAUAUAUCUAAAAUUUUCUGUCUGGUUGAGAAAAAAACAUGAAUCAAAUGGACGAUACUUCAGGGCUCCUCAAAUUUCAUCAUUUUUUCUUUAUUUAAAUCCUUUAUUUUUUUCAUUAGUAGUGUUUUUUUUUUAAUAUGAUUGAAACAAGAUGUAAGCAGAUCUUGAAAUCCAUGUUGCUUCAUGCAUGUCACAUGAUCCAUCUAUAAAUUGAACUUGUUUAGUUAUUAAGAUGGAAACUGCAUUCAACGUAAAACUUUCAAGUUAUAACAUUGCCAAGGAAAUUUUUAUAUCAUAAAACGGUUUUCACUGUAUAAAGAGAUUUGGCGAUGUAAGAUGUUUUAAUGGUAUAAAAGAUUUUCACCGUAUAAAGUGAUUUAGCGAUGUAAGAUGUUUUAAUGGAAUAAAAGGUUUUCUAUAGUCUAUAUAAUGACACAUCUAUUGUCAGUUGUAGGGUUUUAACAAGUAAACAAUAACUAAUGGCCAAAACAGUAACAAGAACAGAAAAGAUUAAUACACAUGUAUAGGUAAUGUCAGGUAGACUAUAUACAUCACAAUCAAAUAUCAUAAUUCAUAUAUAACUUCUUCAUUGAAUAUGUCGUUGAUCUGUUCAUAAACGUCUUGUUUUUCUCUUAUUGAUAUGUUAUAAUGUAUUAUAAAAUUUUGCAUUGAAAAUUUUAAUUUGUUACCAUAUAUAUUUUCAUGUGCAUGUCUUUUCAUGUAAAAAAGAAUUUCAUUGAUAUGUUUUCAUGUGUCAUCAUUUUAUCAUUGAAUAUUAAUUUGUACCGAUUGUGUAUAUUUGUGCUGUCUUAAGCAAUCAAAUAAUGUUCUAUUUUCUGUACAAGCUGAAGGUACCAGAACGCAAGGCUAUGCAACAAGGGGAGACUACCCAGAUCUGGGUGGAUGUGAUACCUAUAUAUGUGUAAGGUGUGUGGGGCGACGCCCACCAUCUCACAAUUACCAAUAAAUUGAAAAUAAAUAUUA